AAGGGAGACAUCGACACGGUGCUGGGGUGCUCCAGCCGCGUCCGAUGAGCGACAGUGGCCAGAACGGAGAGGGGGUGGCUGGAUGCGUCAUGUCACUCCGAUGGGGAAUACCUAGAAAGGCAAUAUAAUGGCAACAGAUGAUGAUGCAAUGACAUUUUCUAGCAUUCUGCAUGGUGUUUCCCCUUGUAGAGAAGAUAAUGAUGAGAGUUCAGUGGAUAUUUAUGAUGGGUUAGACAAUGGUCCAAUUGUUUCUGCCAGUCUUGUUACAAAAGCAACCCCAAACGGAAGCAGUUUAAAUCUGUUUGAUGAGAUCCUAAUUGCAGAAGAAACAGCAAAAGAAGCUUCGUAUAAUGAUUUGCAGGCCAAACAUGAGAAAUGUUUGCAGCAACUUCAAGAGUUGAUGAAGAAGCUUCAGGAAAUACAAGAACAGAAUUCUAUUCUACAAAAUGAAAACCAGUCCUUGAAAAAGAAUAUUUCAGCUCUUAUCAAAACAGCAAGAGUAGAAAUUAAUCGCAAAGAUGAAGAAAUCACUAAUCUCCAGCGAAGGUUAUUAGCAUUUCCAGUUCAUCAGAAUACCUACAGUAGAACAUACUUUGCAGCACCAAUUAAUAAUGCAAGGAACUUUGAAGGAUUGAAAAAAAAUAAUUGCAAAGAUUUGCUUCCAGAGAACAAUCCAAAGACAGAUCCUAGGACUAAACCUCCGCUUCCUAAAGAUGUUUCUCACAGUCAUCUAUCUUGUGAUGCAGGAAAUCAGAAAUUUCAUUUAGAAAAAAGAAAUGCUCCCUGUGUAACUAGAUCGCAUCCAGAACUGCUUCAUGAUGACACACAUUCAAGGUUGACAAAUGUUAGCAAUUCUUCUGUCAAAGAAAAGGGGAAAAAAGAAAUAAGAAAUGAAAACCAUCAUAGCAAGGAGAAUGAUUGCAGAUAUAAAACCAAAGGACACCAAAAUAUGGGUGGCAUCACAGAUGCAAAGUUGCAAGUUAAUCCAGAAAACCCAGUCAGAAAUGGACUCUGGAAAGACAGUAAGAACUCCAAACUCAAAACUAGCCCAUAUUCAGAACAAGGAACUGAUAUAUUUCCUUCGGCUUUGGAGAAACAACCAACUCCUAAUGAUGGAUUACUAUCAAAAAUGGAACAUUCUAGUAAUGAUAGAAGGGAAAAGUCCCAAAACAUAAAGCAGAAGGACAUGAAAACACAAAGCAAAGAUGAAAGCAGUAGCAGACAGAAAACUAAGCCUUCUGAAAGGAAUCUUGAACAACAAAGAAGAAGAAGUGAUAGCAAUAGCAGUCCAUCUAAAAAAAAUAUAAGUGAUCAAAAAUUAAGUAAAAGUUACGUGGAAGACAAAAAAGUAAAAGACAAUGGUAACAGAAAAAACAAAGGAAUGAAUAAUCAUGAGUCCCAAGGAAGGAGACGGCUGUCAUCACCACCUCCUAACAGUAAGCAUAAACACAGCCAUUCUAAGGAACUGAGCAGUAAACAUGAAUUUGAAAGCAUGCAUUCAAAAUCUGAGAGACAUCGAACUGAAGAAAAAAGAAAAAACAAGAGAGUGACCCUUGGAGAAAGCAAGAAUUCUCAAAAUGAAAGAACAGAUUCGAAGGAAGUGUCGCAAAAAAUAGCAAAAUGUGUAAAUAAAAUUAAGGACUAUAAAUCAGUAGAACAAAACAAAUCCUUUCCAUCACAAGAAACUGACAAGAUAGCAGAUGGCAUGGAAAAACAAAAGGCCACAAAAAUUAGAAGAGACGAAGAUCAGUUAAAAAGCAAAGACCUAAAGCUGAGUUUUAUGCAGAAACUAAAUUUGACCCUUUCUCCUGCAAAAAAACAAACAAGCGAACUCAAACAAGUAGGACAACCCACCAAUGAAUAUGAUGGAGGGAUUCCAGGUGAACAUAUUAGUUCUAGUGCCACUAAGCAAAAAAACCCACCAUCAGUACCAGUCGCAGACAGUACUGUUCCAGGCAAUUUGGAACAAGUAGUUUCAGAGACCAAAAUGGAUAUGGGUACUGAGAGGCUGCCGGAAACACUGAACACAGAGUCAACUAAGGUAACAUCAGACAUGCAACAAACAGUGCAGUGUGAACUGGUUGAUAAGCUGCAUGAAGCCAGUAUUGAGACUAGAGAAGCAGAGGAAACAUUUAAGGUUCCUAGCUUGGGAAGCCCCUUGAAUCAAGACAAACUUCCAGGCAAUAAUUUUAGUGACUUGGAGAUUAUAAAUUCUGUGGAUUUUGAUUCCUAUAGUGUAAUAGAUGAGAUUAGUGGAACAGAUUCAGACUCGCUGAUGGAGAUAGAAGACUCUGGUAAUUGUGAAGAUGAAAUAGUUGUGGAGCAUCCUGGCAAAGAAAAAAACCUUCCCAAACUUGUGCCUCAGGAUACAGAGGAAGAAAAGAAAAUACUUAGUACAGAUGGGUCAGUAACUGACCAGAAGUCAUGUAACUUGAAGCUGACCUGUCUUGACCAAGGAAACCAUUUAGAAAUGUUAUGUAAUAAGGGGGUAAACUCUGUGCCUCUAGCAAGAGAUGCAAACCCAGUCUCUGUUGAUGAUGAUAAUUCUGUACUGAGCAUUGAUCUCAAUCAUAUGAGAUGUAUUCCAAAAGCAAUCAGUCCACUUAAUAGUCCAAUACGACCCUUGGCUAAAGCACUCAGGAUGGAAAGCACUUACACAGGACCUGUGAAAAGUUAUAAUAUAGAUUUAAUGCCUGAAAAUGCAGCUGCCUGUCCUGCAAGAAACAUGUCCAGUGAACGCAACAAAGAAAAUCAAAAACCAUUUUGCGCAGAACCCCAGGUCUUAGAGAUAGAAUCACAACUGAGCACGUCUUCAGAUGAAUUAGAAGAAGGUGAAAUUGUAAGCGAUGAUGAUCAUCUUAAAAAUGAAAGAAACUCUGAAAACAGUAAAAAAUCAAGAGGAAAAGCAUCUUCUGAAAGAUCCAAUUUGGUCAGUAAUCCACACAACCAAAAUCCAAAGACUGUAUCUUCCAAUGAAGACAAAGAAAAAUUGGCUUCUGGAAGAAACAAUAAAGAAAAAUCCAGAACUGGAAACAUGAUACCCUCCAAAGAAACAAAGAGAAAAAAACCUUUGAACAUUGACUGUCUUGGUAAAAUUAUUGCUGAGCCUUCUACUAUGCCUGAGUUUAUGCAGAUGCUAAAGGCUAUCAGAAAGCAAGUACGGAAAAACUACAUGAAAUUUAAAGUACAGUUUCCAAUACAGCAUUUCCAUAGGAUUAUAGAUUCAGCAAUUUCCAAUUUUACAUCUUUAGUAAAAUAUCUUAACUUCUCUAAAAUGUCUAAAUCAGGUCAAGCCUUAAAGUUGAAUCUCUGUGAAGUUAUAGAAUCCAAGCUUAAGCAAAUUAAAAGAAAUAGUGCAAUAGGUCAUCUCUUUGAACAACAACGAUCAGAUAUGAAGAAAAAGUUGUGGAAACUUGUAGACGAGCAGCUGGAUAACCUAUUUGACAAAAUCAAGAAAAUUCUCCUGAAAUUAUGCAAUUUAAUUAAUAUUGGCAAUGAGAAUGAUGAAGGUAAACUUAAUAAAAGAAUUAAAGAGAGCCCUAAACACUUCACAAGUCGUAAAAUGGAGGGAAAAAAACCAAAGAAACCAUCUUUAAAUUUUAGAACUCAAAAGGUUGGAGAAUGUACCCUUCCAAAGCCUGUGGUGGGCAACCACCUGUCUAAAAGAAGUCACCAUGACGCAAAUAAAAUGGAUACAAAAAAAAAUAUGGUUACAAAAUGUACAAAUUCCUAUACGGAUAAUGCAAAAGGAUCUCAGACUGUGGUUGAACUUGUCAAAGAAAAGUCUAUACAGGUUACUGAAUUGGCUUUGAAAACUGGGAAAUGUGAAAAAGACAGGUCACAACUGGAUGGAAACUCUCAUAAGUCUGAUAUUAGCUGUGGACUUCUCACAGAACAGCAAAUGUCUGGCCUAACAUUUAACCUGGUAAAUGAUGCUCAAAUGGGUGAGAUGUUCAAAAGUUUGUUACAAGGCUCUGAUUUUUCAGAGAAAAAUGUUGACUUCAUGGAUGAAAAUCAGUGGGAAUUCAGGACACCAGAAAAGCACCUACUAGGUGGACAGAACUGUGGAAAUGAUACUGUGUAUGAAACAGAAGAAUCAUUUCCAAAAGAGCCCCGAAUAGAGUCAAGGGUGCUUGAUGGCAUUAAAUGGCCUAUAGUUUCACCUGAAAGAGACUCAACUUUUUUAGCUAGACUUCCAAUGCCUGUUGAUCCAGAUAUUCUAGAUGAAAAUUGUAUGUUUGACAUUCCUUCUAGUCCGGCUUUGAAGAAAAGCGAGCCGUGCAUUUUGGAAAAACCAAAAUCUCUUGUGUCUUCUAUUCUUCUGGAAGAUCUAGCUGUGUCAUUGACUAUUCCGUCUCCUUUGAAAUCAGAUGGUCAUCUUAGUUUUUUGAAGCCUGACAUGUUUGGAUCAGUUCCUGAGGAUGUUCUGAGUGCACACUUCAGUGAAGACGCCCAUCUUGAAGAGGAGGAUGCUUCUGAACAAGAUAUCCAUUUGGCUUUGGAAUCUGAUAAUUCAAGCAGUAAAUCAAGCUGCUCUUCAUCAUGGACAAUCAUGCCUGCUGCUCCGGGAUUCCAAUAUUGCCCAAGCCUGCCAAUGCAAGCAGUAAUAAUGGAGAAAUCAAACGAUCACUUCAUUGUUAAGAUAAGGCGUGCCUUACCAUCUACCUCACCACCUGUUGAUCAGGUAUCCUCAGCAAACAAUUCACCGGCCUCUUUUAUUGAGAGGGGGAAUAAUGAAAGUAUGUCUGAAGAAAAAUUAGAUACUUUAAAUUCUAGAGGCCUGCCAUUGAAAGGAAUGGCAGUAUCUAAAGAACAGAAGAAUGUUACUGACUUUGAUGAUAAGAUGCAUGAUAAUGUUGAAAAAGAGUAUGUUUCUAAUUCUUUUGAGCCUAUGAAGGAACCUUCUGUUUGUCAUGAAAACCAUCAGGUUCCUGAUCUGUCUAAAUCCCAGCAGGACUUUAAUCCUAGUGUUCCUGACAACAUGCUUAAAUCUGUGGAGGAUCUACUUAGUAAUACUAGACAAGAGCAAGAUUGUAACAUGCCUGAGCCCCUUCAUGAGCAACCUAGCAGUACAAGUCAGUGUCAAGACUCUGAUUUGCUUGAACUCCAUCAAAUAUCACAUAGUGAUGCUGGCCCAAAAGAAACCUCCGAUUUACCUGAUCCACCUAAAGAAGUGGGAAAAUCCAGCUCUCCAGUAUCUAUUACAGAAAUCUCAGAUAAAACUUGCCACAGUGAAGACUUACCAAAUGUCUUUAAGCUACCUCAGACACACUCAUUGAAAGUGCUCCAAAAAAGAGAGGUAUCCUGUGCUACAGCAGAACAACUUUCAGUUAGCUCUGCAGUUGUUCCACUUGUAGAUGAGUUUUCUUCUGAGAGCCACUUUGAUGUAUGUAUAGACUUGACAAAUGAGACUCCCAUGGAAAAUGAAGUUGAUUCGUGGAAUCUUACAGCAGAAUCUACUUUAAAUGCUGGAACGGGAAGCUUUCAUGUAGCAGAUGAUCUGUUGAAAUGUGAUGUUGGUGUGGUUACUGACUUGAUAGCAAAGCAGGCUGACAAGCCUACCAUAGGUGAGAAUUUUGAAGAAAAAACUGCUUUAAACCUUGGUAGUCCAAUCUCUGACAAAGAGAGCAAAAAAAGAAAACGGGAGAACGAAGAAACAUCCAGCAUAAAAAGACAAAGGAAGGAGAGCAGUGAACUGGCUUGUAAAAAGAAUGACAAAAGUAGCAAAAAAUCUAAAGAGAGUAUGUCAGCAGCCAAGAGUUCAUCCAGUAAAAAGGCUUCAUCAGUUAGGGACAAAGAUCAUUUACCAUCAACGCCAUCUGUGCCACCAUUAAGUCUGAAUGCCAAAAAUAUAAUAAAAAAAAAAGGAGAAGUCAUAAUUUCUUGGACAAGAAAUGAUGACAGGGAGAUUUUAUUAGAAUGUCAGAAAAAGGGACCUUCAGGAAAAACAUUUUCUUCUGUUGCUGCCAGGCUAAAUAAGAACUCAAAUCAGGUUGAAGAAAGAUUCAAACAGUUAGUGAAGCUGUUCAAUAUGUCAAAUUGCAGUUAGCAGCUACACUGUUGUUACUGAUAAUGGACUUCUGUGAGCAUUUAUGCACUGUGUGUUUGUGUGUGUGUGUGUGAGAGAGAGAAUGAGAGAGAUCCAAGUUAGAAUAGUCUGUUGCUUAUCUUGACAGUUGUAUUUUAAAUGCAGCAUUUUAUACCACACAUCACCUUAAAAGAUGUCUAGAAUGUCUUGAGAAUUUAUAAUGUUUAACUAUCCUUUCAGGAAUAGUCAUAAGAAUAUAUAAAAGAGAGUUAAGCAGCAGACUUGGUCUGUUCAGAAAACAUGAGCACAACCUGUGAAGUUUUUCACUAUAUCCUGUAAACCCCUUUGUUCAGUAUGGUGGAUAUGUUGGACAUUUUGUAGAGUAUAUUUUGGUAGUAUUUUAUCAUCCGUUCCAAAUUUCUGCUGCUAAAGACAACAAACUUUUACAUUCUGUAUGCAAAAACGGUUUUCAAAGGCUCGCUUUGCUACUCCAUGCUAACAUAAAGCAGCUUCUCUUUAAAAUGCACCUGCAAUAUAUUUUAACAUAUUAUGCAGUCAGUGUGCAGUAUGAAUAUGUGCCUUAAGUAAUUUAACCAAGAGAUUCACAAUCCAGUACUCAUGAGUAUAAUCCAGAGAAUAUGAAGAGAGUUUAUCCAAAACUAGUCUCAAUCUGCAGUCUCUUCCAGGCAGAAAUAUAAAAAGUGUAAGCUUUGUCUUUCUGAUCCAGCUGCCUGGAGUUCUUGCACAGGGCCUCUUCAGAAGCAGUAAUUGGAUCUGGGAGCUGGGAUUGGUGGAGAGGGUGGAUUUUAUUCCCCUUCCAAAUACUUCCUUGGUGUGAUUACUGUUCUGAAGUGGUUCUAAAUGCUUCAUAUGCUUAUUUGAUCAGGGCUUCUAUAAAUUCAUUGUCACAGGUGGUAUUAAUUCGAAAGCAGCUACUGGAAUAUGGGGGUAUUUUGGCUCUGUCUCCAUGGAAUGCCUUGUGAACAGCAGCAAAAAUCCUAAUUUCAUCGAGGCUCUUCAGAAAGGAUGUGGACGUUUAUAAGAGCUCAGCAUAUUUCUUAAAGUGACUUUCUGCCAUGCUGGAAUGUUUGGGGUUUUUUUGUAAAUUGUAUAGUUUUAAAUGUAAAGAGUUGUAAAUAUGUGUACAGGAUCCUAUAUUGUAUAAAAUACGUUGUUAUAUAGUUUGUUUACCUGCAAAUUUUGACUACAUAACACAAGUUUUAUUUUGUAUAAACUAAAUACUGCAUACUGAAAUACAAAUCUGAAAUUUUGUAAAAUGAAUGCACUUAAAUGUUAAUUAAAAGUUGACUUGAAGUGUU
This is a messenger RNA of Eublepharis macularius, 7347 nucleotides long. RefSeq names its product caspase 8 associated protein 2 (gene CASP8AP2). Bases 128 to 6049 code for a protein of 1973 amino acids. Lineage: Eukaryota; Metazoa; Chordata; Lepidosauria; Squamata; Eublepharidae. Gene Ontology annotation, molecular function: transcription corepressor activity. The record is from RefSeq and is a predicted model, not a curated record. The transcript has 10 exons. Gene Ontology annotation, biological process: extrinsic apoptotic signaling pathway via death domain receptors; Fas signaling pathway. Gene Ontology annotation, cellular component: PML body; mitochondrion.